Molecule: messenger RNA, 1811 nt
Organism: Coturnix japonica (Japanese quail)
Lineage: Eukaryota; Metazoa; Chordata; Aves; Galliformes; Phasianidae
Gene: XRCC3
Product: X-ray repair cross complementing 3
Biological process (GO): telomere maintenance via recombination; double-strand break repair via synthesis-dependent strand annealing; resolution of mitotic recombination intermediates
Cellular component (GO): Rad51C-XRCC3 complex; replication fork
Molecular function (GO): ATP binding; four-way junction DNA binding; ATP-dependent DNA damage sensor activity
Source: RefSeq, a predicted model, not a curated record
GCACUGUGUGGUUACGGCGCUAACCCGGUGGUGACGGUGCUGUGGGACCCGCCAUGUUGGCACCGACAGCCCGCAUUGAACCGUGUGUUACUGCGGCUGUGUCCGGCUGGGGGUAUCACCGCCCCCCGAUGCUGAGCUCAGCGCUGGGCCGGGCCGGGACAUGGACUGGGACCAGUUCGACCUGAACCCGAAGGUGAUCGCGGCCCUUAAGAAAGCCGACAUCAAGUCCAUGCAGGAGCUGUUACAUCUCUCCGGAGCCGACCUGCAGAGGCUGCUCAAGUUGCCCAGUGCGGAUGUGGGGCAUCUGCUGAGAACGGUCUGCCGUGCUCUGAGGAAGGACCGUGUGCUCACAGCUCUUCAGCUCUACCAAGACAAGGAUUGUUUCUCCUCCCAGUGCCAGAAGCUCAGCCUGGGCUGUUCGGUGCUUGAUGAUUUGUUGAAGGGUGGCAUCCCUUUAGUGGGGAUCACAGAACUUGCUGGGGAGAGUUCUGCUGGGAAGACUCAGAUUGGUUUGCAGCUGUGCCUUUGUGUGCAGUAUCCUUACAGAUACGGUGGAUUGGAGUCGGGAGCUGUCUACGUUUGUACAGAGGACGCAUUCCCAAGUAAGCGUUUGCAGCAGCUGAUAGCUCAGCAGCAUAAGUUGCGUGCAGAUGUGCCACCUGAAAUCAUACAGCGGAUCAGGUUUGGGAACAGUAUCUUUGUUGAGCACGCAGCAGACCUGGACACCUUCCACAACUGCAUUACAAAGAGAAUCUCUUUCCUGCUCACGAGAGGCGUGGUGCGGUUGGUGGUCAUCGAUUCCAUUGCUGCUUUGUUUCGAUGUGAAUUUGGGGCUUCGGAUUCUGUUCUGAAGGCUCGUUAUUUGCAGACAUUUGGAGCUCAGCUCCACGGCUUAAGCACCAGAUUCAGGACUCCAAUAAUGUGCAUUAAUCAGGUGACCGAUGCUGUGAGCGAGUCAGAAGCUGCACCGUGUGGCUACAGCGCUGCUGACAGCAGAGUCUUUCCAGCACUUGGAAUAACCUGGGCAAAUCAGCUGCUAAUGAGACUGAUGGUCAGCAGGGUGCCACAGCCUGAACCAGCACCUGGAGCUGCGUGCCACCACCCUGCAAGCGUCAGGACCUUAAGAGUCGUGUUUGCUCCUCAUCUGCCUCCAUCCUGCUGCUGCUUUACAGUAAAACUGGAAGGUGUGAGAGGAAUGAAGUAAGCUCGUUCUGCAGGAUCGGAUCCUGUUCCAAAAGUGUGUUGAACCUGCUUUGCUUCAGGAAGGAGCAUUAGUGAAAUGAAAUUCUUCCUACGGCAGAGGAAGGGAUGUGAAAUACAUAAAGGGUGUCUGCCAAUGACAUCAAGUGUUCUUUCUACAUUGUGCAGAGAUGCUCUUUUUGUGUCCGGAUGUAUCCGUGAGAUACGUGAGUAAUCCUUGCUGCAAGGAUUGAGUGGCACCUUCAGCUGUGUUCAUCCACACAGCCCCUGCUCUUUUAUCAGAGCUUCACAGGUUUCUCUCCCCAUCUUCUGCUGACCUCAUGAAUAGUAAUUGCUCUGGGUGCUUUUUGAAACCGUUGCUGCAUUCAGGGUGAGGGACAGCUCAAUGAACUUAUUCAUCCACACCUUCCAAUGGCCUUAAAACUUGGUGUGCUCGGUGGGUGGCUGUUGCUAUCAGUGGGUGACACUCACUUGUAUCACAUACCUGUUAAGCUUUCACACGUUUCCCAUCUCCCCCCUCCUCCCCAGGUCACCCAGCCUGUAUUUGUAAGCGACCACAAUCAUUUAUUACAUUAUUUUUUUAAAAUAAAACCCAACAAUGAAGCUUUUAA